CCAGUUAGGUGGCAGAGUUUGUUUACGUUGCUCUCAGACCUAGGGUUGCAUACCCCAGCUCAGCCUCCAAAAUGGGGAAAUCCUUCGCCAAUUUCAUGUGCAAGAAGGACUUUCAUCCUGCUUCUAAAUCCAACAUCAAAAAAAUUUGGAUGGCAGAACAGAAAAUAUCAUAUGAUAAGAAGAAACAAGAAGAGUUAAUGCAACAAUAUCUAAAAGAACAAGAAUCAUAUGAUAAUAGAUUGCUAAUGGGAGAUGAACGUGUAAAGAAUGGCCUUAAUUUCAUGUAUGAGGCUCCACCAGGGGCUAAGAAAGAAAACAAAGAGAAAAAAGAAACAGGAGAGACCGAAUACAAAUUUGAAUGGCAGAAAGGGGCCCCGCGGGAAAAAUAUGCCAAAGAUGACAUGAACAUCAGAGAUCAGCCCUUUGGUAAUCAGGUUCGAAAUGUGAGAUGCAUUAAAUGUCACAAAUGGGGUCAUGUCAACACAGAUGGAGAAUGCCUUUUGUUUGGUCUUUCUGGAAUUAAUGCAAGUUCAGUUCCCACUGAUGGCUCAGGGCCAUCGAUGCACCCCUCGGAACUAAUAGCAGAGAUGAGGAACAGUGGGUUUGCACUGAAACGAAAUGUACUGGGGAGAAACUUGACCGCGAAUGAUCCAUCACAGGAGUAUGUUGCAAGCGAGGGUGAAGAAGAUCCAGAAGUUGAAUUUUUAAAGUCACUAACAACCAAACAAAAACAGAAACUCCUCAGGAAAUUAGAUCGACUUGAGAAGAAAAAAUAGAAAAAGAAAAAAGAUAGAAAAAAGAAAAAGCUUCAGAAGAGCAGAAGUAAACACAAAAAACAUAAAAACAAGCCCUCCUCCUCCUCCUCCUCCCCCUCCCCACUCUCUUCCUCCUCCUCCUCCUCCCCCUCCUCCUCCUCUAGUGACAGUUCAGAAAGCAGCAGUGAGAGUGACAGCAAAGGAAAAAUACGGAAGAAGAAAAGAAAGAAAAACAAGCAUUCAGGGAAUAACAACAGUGAUUCUGAAGAGACAGACAAGUCUAAGAAGAGAAAAUGGGAUGAAGAACGUUCUUGCAGUCACAGUAACAAGGAAAAGCCUAAGUUUUUAAAACAAGAGAGUUCUGGGGAGAACAGCAAAUGGAGCCAUUCUGAUUCUGACAGAAAGCCCAGAAGCCAUGACCAGAGUCCAGAGAAGAGAGGAUCUGGAAGAAAGGAGAGGAGCAGCAGGAGCCAGAGCUGGGAUGAGAGGAGUAGGAGAAGCCGAAGCAGAAGUCACGGCGGUUACAUGCCGAGAGAAAUAAGGAAACGGCCGCGGCGCAGUCCAAGUGAAGAGUGA
This is a messenger RNA of Cervus elaphus (red deer), 1331 nucleotides long. Its product is annotated as corepressor interacting with RBPJ 1-like. Gene Ontology annotation, biological process: negative regulation of DNA-templated transcription. Gene Ontology annotation, molecular function: transcription corepressor activity. NCBI's taxonomy places the organism in Eukaryota, Metazoa, Chordata, Mammalia, Artiodactyla, Cervidae. Gene Ontology annotation, cellular component: nucleus. The record is from RefSeq and is a predicted model, not a curated record.